Messenger RNA from Akanthomyces muscarius, 1179 nucleotides. RefSeq lists its product as uncharacterized. NCBI's taxonomy places the organism in Eukaryota, Fungi, Ascomycota, Sordariomycetes, Hypocreales, Cordycipitaceae. The record is from RefSeq and is a predicted model, not a curated record. The transcript has 3 exons. Bases 1 to 1179 code for a protein of 392 amino acids.
AUGCCGUCGUGCUGGGCUGUGUUGGGCUCAGUGCUCGUCGCAAUCCAGCCCAUCGCCGCAUCGCACGUUCCCGAAUCGCCAAAUAACGUCGAGCAAACGAAUGCUGCCGUUGCCUCGAAUUAUCUUCUCGGCGUUUCCCCGAGAAUUACAGACGCGCCCUUCCCAGACCCGCGUAGUCUGGCUGGCCGCGCCGAUGCCUUUGACAGGAACACAGACACUUGUGGAUUUUACUCGGAUGGCUUCCCUCUACGGUGCUUUGCAACGACGGCGACGUGCGGCUACGGGUCCAAGUUUGCAGCCUGCUGCGCGCAAGGCACCACCUGCAGCACCUUUUUCACAGGCUGCUACGGAUUCACCGAUGCCUUGAACGGAAGCUGCUCCUCGGCAAAGCUCAAGACGGAGCCUCAGAUGGCCUGCUGCUAUGAUCGCUCUACGCCCAACUGUGUGCUCCAUACUCUUGUAGUAUCUUCAACCUCGCUUGGAGUCUGGGGUUGUGCGACGACGUUGACGGGUGAGACCAUCUACACGACGAACCCCUUUCUCAAAACAACUUCCGACAGCACCUCGUCGUCUAGAACGAGGAGCUCUUCGACCCCCCAGUCCACGAGCACAUCUACAACGACGACGACAUCUGCAUCGGGAAGCAGCACUAGCAGCAGCGCUGCAGACAAGAACAGCGGCAUCGGCGGUGAGAAGAAGAGCAACACGGGCGCCAUUGUCGGUGGUGUUGUCGGUGGCGUCGGCGCCCUUGCCAUCAUCGGAGCUGCCAUCUUCUUCUUCAUGCGCAGCCGCAAGAAGAAGUCUGUCGACAACAGCCCGAAUGCAGCCGCCGCUGCCCAGCCCAUGCUUCACCAUCCUCAGCAGAGCCCGCCUCCGCCGGGCCAGGGCUCGCCGUUUGGCUACCACCAUCCCCAGGGAGGAUCCCCCGCGUACGACCCAAACAUGGCCUAUCAGCACUACCAGGGCGGCGGCUCUCCGCAACCCUACCCGCCGCCCUCGCAAAGUCCAUAUGACCCGCGCCAAUCGGGCUAUGCGGGCUGGGGACAGCAGCCUUCGCCCGGCGCCAUGGGUUCUACCAGCCCAAGCCACACAGCCUCGGGGCCGCACCAUGGUCCGGCAGUUGAGCUCUCGGAUUCAAGAGCCACUGGUACAGGCGGGAACCGAGCAGAGUUGGGUUAA